Molecule: messenger RNA, 6569 nt
Organism: Corapipo altera (White-ruffed manakin)
Lineage: Eukaryota; Metazoa; Chordata; Aves; Passeriformes; Pipridae
Gene: COL4A2
Product: collagen type IV alpha 2 chain
Exons: 48
Coding region: 89-5161 (1690 amino acids)
Cellular component (GO): collagen trimer
Molecular function (GO): extracellular matrix structural constituent
Source: RefSeq, a predicted model, not a curated record
GCCGCCGGGAGGGCUCGGCAGCGCAGCGGGGCGACCGUCCGGCGGGAGGGAGCCCUGAGCCGAGCCCCCGGCAAGGGAAGGAGCGAAAAUGGACAUCUCGCAGCUUCCCAGUGCACGUAUUUUCCUUUGUCAGGAUAUGGGGCUUCUGUUGAUCCUGAUGGAAGUCGUGCUGUCAGCCGUCAGAGUGGAUGCCGGUGGAAAGAAGAGUUACACAGGACCAUGUGGAGGCAGAGACUGCAGUGGAGGAUGUCAGUGUUUCCCUGAAAAAGGAAGCCGUGGCCAGCCAGGACUCCUUGGAUCACAGGGUUUCACUGGACCACCAGGAUUGAUGGGGAUCCCAGGAGUGCAAGGUCCCAAAGGUCACAAAGGUGAAAGAGGAUAUCCAGGAAUAACUGGACCCAAAGGAGAAGCGGGACAAAGAGGAGUCACUGGAUUCCCCGGGGCAGAUGGCAUUCCUGGUCAUCCAGGGCAGCCAGGACCAAGGGGGAAACCAGGUCAUGAUGGCUGUAAUGGGACAGCAGGUGACCCUGGUGACUCAGGAACUCCCGGACACUCUGGUUUCCCUGGUACCAUUGGAGUCCAAGGGCCAAAGGGCCAGAAGGGGGAGCCGUAUAUAAUAGCACCAGAGAUCAUAAGUCGACACAGGGGGGAUCCUGGGGAUCCAGGGUUCAAUGGUUUUCCAGGACCUCCAGGUACACUGGGUAUUCAAGGACCUGUUGGUCCAAGAGGAGAGCGAGGAAGACCAGGACGACCAGGGCCCCCAGGACCACCCGGACCACAAGGUAACAGGGGCCUUGGCUUCUAUGGAGAAAAAGGUGAACAGGGCCCCCCAGGUCCUCCAGGUCCACCUGGGCUUCCUACAAGAGAACUGAUGGGUGUCCCCUCUGACAAACACAAGGGUGAAAGAGGAGACCCUGGACCAAAAGGGGAAGCUGGAAUUCCAGGUGUACUUCUCUAUGCUCCUGAAAAAGGUGAAGAAGGAGUAAUAGGCUUCCCAGGACAAAGGGGACUGCCUGGCAUCAAUGGUUUUCCAGGACUCAGUGGAGAAAGAGGUUUUCCAGGAUUUGAUGGUCCACCUGGUGGCUUUGGUCCUAGGGGAAGCAAGGGGGAGCCUGGCGAGAUGGGUCCUCCAGGACCAGAUUCCUAUUUUCCUUCCCGCAUCCCAAGGAAAGGUGCAAGAGGUGAUCCAGGCUUCCCAGGUGUUUCUGGAACACCAGGAGACCGAGGAGAGGAGGGAGAUCGUGGGUUGCCUGGUCUCCCUGGAUUCUCUGAUGCGGAUGGAGAUAAGCCAGGCUUACCUGGAGAAAUGGGACCAAAAGGUGAAAAAGGUGAAAGAGGAUCUCCUGCUUAUUAUGCGGGCCCACCUGGGCUUCCGGGUAAGGAUGGCUCACCAGGACUCCGUGGUCCACCCGGUCCCGCUGGAGCCCCUGGUCCUCUCUAUGGAUUAAAAGGACAGGAGGGAACGCCAGGCAGAUUUGGUACACAAGGUUUCCCUGGGCCAAGGGGACGAAAAGGACCUAAAGGCGAAGAAGGGGAUUGCACUGCAUGCCUUUUGGGUGAGGAACUCAGAAGGGGCUCUACUGGCCCCCCUGGCCCUCCUGGCUUUCCAGGAACCCCUGGCCAGCCGGGGAGGAAAGGAGAACCUGGUGAUCAAGGACCACAUGGUCUUCCUGGCUACCCUGGAGCAAAAGGAUUUUCGGGUCCAGCUGGAUUUCCUGGACGGAAAGGAGAAAAGGGAGAUUCUUUACAUAUAACUACAAAAGGCACCAAAGGAAUCCGAGGAGAUCCCGGGCUACCUGGUAUCAGAGGUGGAGAUGGUUUCCCUGGCAGAGAUGGAUUAGAUGGUUUACCAGGACAGCCUGGCCUUCCGGGUGAUGGCAUCAGAGGUUUCCCUGGUGAUCCUGGUUAUCCAGGUGAAUUAGGCCCAAAGGGCUUUCCAGGAGAAGCAGGCCUGCCAGGUGAAGGAUUUCCUGGUCCAAAAGGGUUCCGGGGUCCUCCAGGUGACCAAGGACAAGAUGGAAACCCAGGACCUCCAGGUCUGCCUGGUCUACCAGGAGAGCCUGGCCAACUAGACUGUGGACAGGUCACUGAAGACUUUCCUAGAGGAGAUGCAACCGAACCAAUAUGGUCAGGUGCAGGCUGCGUGAGGCCACCAAAGGGAUCCCAAGGCAGGCCAGGACUACCAGGAGCCACAGGUGCAAAAGGUGCAAGAGGAUUCCCAGGUGAUCCAGGUCCAAUGGGUUUUCCAGGGCUAAAUGGUACACGAGGUGAUCCAGGUCGGGAAGGAUUCCCAGGUCCUCCAGGUUUUACUGGACCCAGGGGAGACAGAGGUCCAAAUGGUCUACCUGGACUUCAGGGACACCCAGGCCUUACAGGAAAAUCCGGAGCUCCAGGAGCACCAGGACCGAAGGGCCUUCCUGGUGAUGUUUUUGGAGCACCAGCAGGUUCCCGAGGGGAUGUCGGGCUCCCUGGCUUCCCAGGACUGAAAGGUGCACCAGGAGAUCAAGGAGUACCAGGAAUUAGAGGAGCGGAUGGUAACCCAGGUUUGCCAGGACCAAAAGGAGAUCCAGGGCCGCAAGGUCUCCCAGGUUUGAUGGGAUUACCAGGAACACGAGGAACGCAUGGAUUCCCAGGUCCACCAGGAAAUCGUGGGCCAGAUGGUGGGCCUGGCUCUCAAGGACCUCUUGGUCCACCUGGUGCUAGGGGAGAAGAUGGUGAGCAAGGUUUUCCUGGCCCCAUGGGCCUGAAAGGUCUGUCUGGUGACAAAGGUGAAGCAGGCCACGCGGGAUUACCAGGCAUACGUGGAGUGACUGGUCCCCCUGGCAUAAGUGGAAUGGAUGGCUUUCCAGGAGAUAAAGGUUCAAGAGGCUCACCUGGCAUUGAUGGUUUCAAAGGCAUGACAGGCCUAAAAGGAAGGCCAGGCAUCAAGGGAAUCAAAGGAGAAUUUGGCCCACUUGGGCCUCAGGGUGAUAAAGGCUCACAGGGCGCACGUGGCUUCAAAGGUGACCGUGGGGAUCAAGGCCCCCCAGGAGAACCCCCAAAACUCAUGCCCAGCAUGAUGAUGGAAGUUAAAGGUGAAAAAGGAGAUGUUGGAGAAAGGGGCACAAAGGGAUUCUUUGGCUUAAAAGGUAGCAAGGGAAUGCCAGGUCUUCCUGGAAAGACAGGAACUCCAGGGUCCCCUGGGCAUCCCAGCUACGUGGCUGGUGUGAAAGGGGAUAUUGGCGCGAAAGGGCUGACAGGUCUGAAAGGGUAUCCUGGUCCUGCUGGCUCUCCUGGCAUCAGAGGCUUCCCUGGCAGCACAGGAGUCAGAGGAGAAAAGGGUAUUCCAGGAAUUUCAGGCCAUUUUGGUACUCCUGGCUCACAUGGAGAAAUAGGUGAUCGGGGAGAUACUAUAAACUUGCCAGGAAUGCCAGGCCUUAAAGGUGAAGUUGGUGUGCCAGGCUUAACAGGCAUAAGAGGAGGCGUGGGACAAAAAGGUGAAGGUGGAGAUCCUGGUUUCCCUGGCAUUGAAGGCCUCAAGGGCACACAGGGUGACCCUGGUUCUGUGGGACAGGAAGGUUUGCCAGGACUGGUUGGCCCGCCAGGGCAGCAAGGAAGCCCUGGGACGCCUGGAUUUCAAGGUGAAAAGGGAACUCCCGGCUGGCCUGGCUUACCAGGACAAGCAGGCUUACCUGGCUUAAGAGGAAUCAGUGGACUGCAUGGUUUACCAGGCACUAAGGGCUUACCAGGAUCACCAGGUCCAGAUGGGUACGGCUCUGCAGGUUUCCCAGGUGUAGUGGGGGACAAAGGAGAAGCGGGAGAGCCAAGCAGAGUGGAAGGCAGCCGAGGACCUCCGGGCCAGAAGGGAGACAGAGGUGUUCCAGGAGUCCCUGGACCGUUUGGUAUUCCUGGGCAGGAAGGAUGCUAUCCAGGACCACAGGGGCAGCCUGGAAUGCCUGCUCCACCGGGAAGCAAAGGAGAAAGUGGACAAAUAGGUAUGAUCGGAGAAAUUGGCCCAAAGGGAAGCAGAGGUGAUCCUGGAUUAGCAGGGAGACCUGGUGUUCCUGGAUUCCCUGGACCAAAAGGUCGUAAGGGUGAACAAGGUGUCAUUGGCUUUAUGGGCACCGUAGGAUUUCCAGGUGAUUUAGGACCUAUUGGACCCAAGGGGGAUAGAGGAGUAACUGGCUUCCAGGGACCACCAGGCUCUCCUGGGCUGCCCCCUCUUCCUCCAAGGCUGGUGGCUGAGCAAGGUUCACCAGGUCCCCGUGGAAAUAUAGGACCUCCUGGAAGCCCAGGAGAUAUGGGACCUCAAGGUCCACCAGGGGAUCCAGGUUUCAGAGGUUCACCUGGAGAGCCAGGACUCCAAGGCAGGGGUGGUAUUCCAGCUCCUCCCGGCUCCAGAGGUGAACAAGGAGGAACAGGAUUUCAGGGUCCAGUGGGAUUUGAAGGUCAGCCAGGCCGCCCCGGUAGCCCUGGGCCACCAGGCAUGCCAGGUCGCAGUGUUAGCAUGGGCUACCUGCUGGUGAAGCACAGCCAGUCUGAUCAAGAGCCAAUGUGCCCAGUUGGCAUGAACAAACUCUGGAGUGGAUACAGCCUGCUGUAUUUUGAAGGACAAGAGAAAGCACACAACCAGGAUCUAGGGCUGGCUGGCUCAUGUUUGUCUCGUUUUAGUACUAUGCCAUUCCUCUACUGUAACCCUGGGGAUAUUUGUUAUUAUGCAAGUCGAAAUGAUAAAUCCUACUGGCUCUCAACUACAGCACCUCUUCCAAUGAUGCCUGUGGCAGAAGAUGAGAUUAAGCCAUAUAUCAGUCGCUGCUCGGUUUGUGAGGCCCCAGCUGUGGCAAUCGCUGUCCAUAGCCAAGAAGCUUCUAUUCCUCACUGUCCUGAGGGCUGGCGCAGUUUGUGGAUCGGAUAUUCCUUCCUCAUGCACACUGCUGCUGGUGAUGAAGGUGGAGGACAGUCGCUGGUUUCUCCUGGGAGCUGCCUGGAAGACUUCAGAGCGACUCCCUUCAUCGAAUGCAACGGCGCCCGCGGAACCUGUCACUACUUUGCAAACAAAUACAGCUUCUGGCUCACUACCAUCGACCAACCCUUCCAAAGCAAGCCCUCAGCAGACACACUCAAGGCAGGACUCAUCCGAAGCCAUAUCAGCAGAUGUCAAGUCUGCAUGAAAAACUUAUAGAAGACUUUCACAGUAUAAGGAACCACCUUAUCAUGUAGUUCUUAUACAGUGGAGCCUUCUGUGAUGGUUAGACAACUAAACAGAUCACGUUGGUGCUUUUUUUAACUUAUUACCUCAACAGCUGAAUGGAAACAAAUCUUUUUAAUUGUCUGUAAAAGCAGAUUAAGUCUAACACACAGAUCUAGCGCUGUGUUCUCCUACUAUGCAGUAUAUAUACACUUUUUGCUAGUCUAACAUUACAUCAUUUGCCAAAUGAUAGAGAUACAGCUUUGAAACACCAAAAAAACUUCAAUAAUAAAUGGUUACCUUGGACAGAUACCCACCACAUUUAUUUUAACAGAAUAUAUGUAUCUUUCUAUUUACUGCAUUUGUCACAGCAGUGAAAACUAACAGCUGCAGAUCCAUAAAUUAACACAAGGUGAUCAAAGUACUAAACCCUUGCAAAAUAAUGAAAAUAUACUGUGAUCCAAAAUGCUUAUGUCCAGCAUUGAAACCUAACUUUGAUUUUAGUAUUUUAUGCUCGGGCAUUUCAAACACACACAAAACAUCUUUUUGGGUUUUUUUAAGCCUCACCAUGCUUUAGCACUUAACCAUUGCCAAUAACAGAGAAGCCCACAGGCCUCCCAGAAACAGUAAUCACAAAAUACAACUCUUCCUCUUUGGUUAAGAGUCUCUGGGACGAAGAUCAGCAUUUUAUUUUAUAUGCUUGAUGAUUUUUUUCUAGACAUACCCCAGGCCAAAGGGUGCUGUGGACAUUUCAUCUGUGUCACACCACCCACACAGCAGCAGCACCAAUUGGUUUUUUCAUUGCAGCUUUUCUCCUCUGAAAUCAAGCCACUCAUCACAAACCGAUUUUAGCCGCUUCCUGUUGGAGCAGCUAUUGCACAUAGGGUGGGCUCUGCAGGAGAGUGCAUUGCUCCGUGCCACAUGACCUUCAAACACGGAACUUGCAGACCUGCCAGCUGGCUGUCUGAAGGCAUGCUGUCCUGGCAGCUGGGGACAUGUGGCAAUGGGAUGACCAUCAUCCCAACUUGCACACAGCCAUCCUUGCAAAAGCAAAAAGGAAGGAAACAAAGCAUUUAUUUGGCACCAUCAUUUCCCAUAAUAAAGGCUUGAUAAAUGACAGAAUGGCUAGCUCUUCCUUCUGUGGAAAGAAGCAAUUUAGCCCAAAGUUGUCUGUCACCACUGCAAGAGAGUGGGAAAAAAAGGAUCAGCUGAAAAAUUCUUAUUUGCAUAAUCUGGUUAUAUACUUGAAUGUUUAAUUUGAAGUGGAAGAAGAGACUUUUAUAGCAAUGACAGUUGAUUUUUAAUAGCUCACCUCACUCCUGCUUCAGGUGCUUCUUCGCUUUUAUAAUUACAUUCCAUCCUCACUGUAUCAUAAAUAAAACCUGGGGGUUUUCUACACUUA